This is a messenger RNA of Bursaphelenchus xylophilus (pine wood nematode), 450 nucleotides long. The record is from the annotation of a GenBank genome assembly. Lineage: Eukaryota; Metazoa; Nematoda; Chromadorea; Rhabditida; Aphelenchoididae.
AUGAACUUCCUUCGAUUUGGGUUGUUAAUCGCCUUCGUUCUUCUUGGACUGGUCUCAGCUCGAUCCCUGGGAGCGUCGGAUGACACUUUGUAAGUUUUUACAGCCCUUACGUCAUACUAACAACAUCAUGUACUCAUAACCCGCUCUUUUAUCAUGUUUUUUUUCAAUAACAACUUAUAAAAAUCUUUCAGGAUCCGUCAACGCCGCGGCUACGGAUAUGGCGGUGGUGCUCCUCCACCACCACCUCCUCCACCUCCGCCACCACCCCCACCACCACCUCCACAAUCCUCCUAUGGAUACGGCAGCUCGUUCGGCGGUGGCGGCGGCGGCGGAUCCUACGGCGGCGGUUCCUUCGGCGGCCAAGGCCUGGGCUCCUCGUACGGCGGCGGUUACGGCGGCUCCUCUUUCGGCGGACAGUUCGCCGGAGGCGGAUACGGAUACCGCGGUUAA